UUCAGUUAUGUGUAUGGCGUUGAUGGCAUGGAAAUCAGCAAAUUUGCACAAGAGGCCGAAGAUGAUUUGGGAGACCUGAUAGUAAAGGAAAAAUGGUGGCGUGGUCUACGAGGUCCUCGCAAGAGGAGGAUAUUUCCCUGGGGAAGCGGAGGCAUGAAUUUUCACCGUCGGAAAAACAAUGAACAUUGGACACUUGACGAAGUGAGGAAGCUGGUUAAGGGUGUCAAGACAUAUGGUGUUGGGCGAUGGACUAUGGUGAAGAGUCGCUACUUCUCAUCAUCAGUUCGAGACCCAUCACAUCUCAAGGACAAAUGGAGGAAUCUUCUGAAAGCUUGUGGGGUCCCGUGCACCUCCAUAAGGAAGGAGAAGGCACAAAAGACUAUGUUCCGGCCCUUGGAUACAGAGUUGAUCGAACAGAUCCAAGGGUUGGCCAUCGAUUCAGCCUCCACAUCAAAAAUAAGGAAACACCGUGGGGAAGGAACAACCAGCUAGCUGAGAAUGACAACAAAAUGAUGGUUGAGGCUUUAUAAGUUUACAUAAGUUAAGUUAGCAACAUCUAAAUGUGUUAUACUUCCUUUGAAAUUGGGAAGUAUGUGAUGCAAGAAAAGCCAGAUAAUCAUAUGAAACCGCCCGGCCUUUGUCCAUCUAUAUAUACCGUAAUUAGCAUUGUGUACUGUAUAAAUUAUAUGUGGCCGGUGCCCUAGCAGAUUCCAAACAUUUUGUUUUGCUCUUAGUUUUCCUUCUCCUUGAUGUAAAGGUUCCACGAUCACUUUGUAAAUGUUUUCUUACUAU
Messenger RNA from Hordeum vulgare subsp. vulgare (domesticated barley), 792 nucleotides. RefSeq lists its product as uncharacterized. The transcript has 4 exons. The coding region runs from base 28 to 492 and encodes 154 amino acids. NCBI's taxonomy places the organism in Eukaryota, Viridiplantae, Streptophyta, Magnoliopsida, Poales, Poaceae. The record is from RefSeq and is a predicted model, not a curated record.